Nerophis lumbriciformis (worm pipefish) is the source of this 535-nucleotide messenger RNA. RefSeq names its product norrin cystine knot growth factor NDP (gene ndp). The record is from RefSeq and is a predicted model, not a curated record. Gene Ontology annotation, biological process: Wnt signaling pathway; Norrin signaling pathway; positive regulation of DNA-templated transcription. Gene Ontology annotation, molecular function: frizzled binding; cytokine activity. Lineage: Eukaryota; Metazoa; Chordata; Actinopteri; Syngnathiformes; Syngnathidae.
UUUAGUCGAGCAGUGUUGGAAGUCCUUGGAAGGACCCAGAGCCUGAGGGUGGCCCCCCACCAUGAUGGUCCCCUCCUCUGGCCUUCUGCUGGUGCUGAUGUGCUGCCCCCUGCUGGGCCUGGUCCAGUCUGCCAGCGGCAACAAGGCCAGCGAUAACAAACUCGGCGAAUCGGACCCUCAGCGCUGCAUGAGGCACCACUUUGUCGAGACCAUCGCCCACCCCAUAUAUAAGUGCAACUCCAAGAUGGUUCUGCUGGCGCGGUGCGAGGGCCACUGCAGCUGGACCACGCGCUCCGACCCGCUCAUCUCCUUCAGCUCGGUGCUGAAGCAGCCCUUCAAGAGCACCUGCUCCUGCUGCCGGCCACACACCUCCAAGCUCAAGGCGGUGCGGCUGCGCUGCGCCGGCGGCACACGCAUCACCGCCACCUACAGAUACAUCCUGGCCUGCAACUGUGAGGAGUGCAGCUAAAGCUAAGCUCAUUCAUCGCCGCAUAGAACCUUUUUUUUUUUUCUUAACCCGACAUGUGCUGGAUCU